Messenger RNA from Mastomys coucha (southern multimammate mouse), 1538 nucleotides. RefSeq names its product ring finger protein 6 (gene Rnf6). NCBI's taxonomy places the organism in Eukaryota, Metazoa, Chordata, Mammalia, Rodentia, Muridae. The coding region runs from base 240 to 1538 and encodes 432 amino acids. The record is from RefSeq and is a predicted model, not a curated record. The transcript is spliced from 6 exons.
CAAAAGCCAAAUCCAGGUCGCAGGGGAAGCGUUACUUGAGGCUAGAUUGAGGUGAGAUUGGUCGGGUUCCUGAGUCCAGUUUGUAAUGUUGGAGUAGGGACUUCAUUUUAACCCCAGUCCGGGGCCUGGAUUAACAGGAUGAGCAGCUCUCAAAAAAGGCACAAACAUCAGAAGCAUGGAUACAGUCUCAUCUGUUAGAAGAAUGUUCAAAGGAAAAUAAGGAAACUAGAAGUCUCAGGAUGAAUCCGUCUAGAUCAGGUGGUAGUGGAGAAGAGUUCUCAUUUCAAGAAAAUGAGAGAAGAUGGCAGCAAGAGCGUCUCCACAGAGAAGAAGCCUAUUAUCAGUUUAUUAAUGAGCUCAAUGAUGAAGAUUAUCGGCUAAUGAGAGACCAUAAUCUUUUAGGCACCCCUGGAGAAAUAACAUCAGAGGAGCUACAACAGCGCUUAGAUAGAGCAAAGGAACAGCUGGCAUCUCAGCCUGGCUCGGACAGUGGGACAAGGAACGGAGACUCAGAAAACCUUAGAGCACAUUCAGAUGAGGACUCUCUUCUGCGAUGGCUGAACACCUUUCGGCGCACUGGGAAUGUGACUCGAAGCGGACAGAAUGGGAACCAAAGCUGGAGGGCUGUGAGUCGAACAAACCCGAACAGUGGCGAGUUCGGGUUUAGCCUGGAGAUCCACAUAAACCCUGACAACAGAGGUUCUGAAGCGCAUGGAGAGGACUCUACGGACAUUCCUCUGUCAGAUGUUAGCAGAGAGCGUAGCCAGCAAAGACCUUCGAGUCCUGUGGCUAGCCGAACCAGAAGCCAGACCUCCACGAGCUCCAGUGGUAGUGGCUCCAGUGUUCCUAGGGGCAGGCGUGGUGCGAGGAGGCAGGGUUCUGUGCAAGGGUCGUUCACAGCCCUGGGAAGGUUAAGGAAUGGAAUUGGAGCAGCACUUGGCGUUCCCAGAGUUAGUGCUCCUCACACUAAUGUUAUUAAUACCCACACUCUCAGGCAAAGUGGACGGCAGCGGUUUGGAGCAGCACACAUUUGGGAAAACGGGGCUAGAAGUAAUGUUACAGUGAGGAACACAAACCAAAGAUUAGAGCCAAUAAGAUUACGUCCUGCUUUCAGUAGUCGAAGCCGGUCCCCCAUUCAGAGACAGAAUGGUACUGUUCACCAUAAUUCCCAAAGGCAGGGUAGACCGCUACAGCAGACGGGUAGAAACAGGUCUGUUAGGCGCACAGGUGUAACUCGGGUCUUUUUAGAACAAGGUAGAGAGCGCAGAGGUACCGAUUAUACUCCGCUGUCCAACUCAAGACUUGUAUCUAGAAUAACAGUAGAAGAAGGAGAAUCCAGCAGGUCCUCAGCUGCCACCCAGCGCCACCCAGGAGAUUGCUCUAGUACCUCAUACAGGACACAGCAGAAUGGAGAGACAUGGCAACAAACCAGUAAAGGAGCCGUUAAGAAAGUCAGGGCUGUGGAGACAGCUCAGCCAGAUGCUUACCAGGAGACCAUGAGGAGUGAAUUCAGUCCCAAGCACCCAUGUAAAAGCUAG